This is a messenger RNA of Labeo rohita (rohu), 738 nucleotides long. It is a transcript of the gene ghrl, whose product is annotated as ghrelin/obestatin prepropeptide. Lineage: Eukaryota; Metazoa; Chordata; Actinopteri; Cypriniformes; Cyprinidae. Gene Ontology annotation, cellular component: extracellular region. The record is from RefSeq and is a predicted model, not a curated record. The transcript is spliced from 6 exons. The coding region runs from base 282 to 614 and encodes 110 amino acids. Gene Ontology annotation, molecular function: growth hormone-releasing hormone activity.
CCGCGCAUCCGGGUAACUUAACUGACAAACUCGUGACAUAAAUGCAAACCCUCUAUGUUGUGUUAUAUACCAACAUUCAUACAUUUUAUUUUUUGGGGCUAAAGAAAAUGAAUUAGGAGGAUAUAAAGAAUCAGAAUAAUGCAGUACCCAUUCAAAGAUGUAGACUUCAAUGCUAAUUGUUAACCAAAGGCUGUUAUAAAAGUGAGAAGCAGAUCUUCAUGUGCAGACCUACAGAAGCAGUUUGAUCAUUACCGAAGAACUAAACCAGGUGACUUCCCAGGAUGCCUCUGCGUUGUCGUGCCAGCCACAUGUUUCUGCUCUUAUGUGCUCUUUCCUUGUGUGUUGAGUCUGUAAGAUGUGGCACCAGCUUCCUUAGUCCUGCUCGGAAACCACAGACUGGCACAUCCGAUGUUAAGGAUCGAAGACCACCACGGGUGGGCGGAAGAGACGUUGCUGAGCCAGAGAUCCCAGUGAUUAAACAGGAUGAUCUGUUAAUGAUGAGUGCUCCAUUCGAACUGUCUGUGUCUCUGAAUGAAGCUGAGUAUCAGAAAUAUGGUCCUGUGCUGCAGAAGGUUCUGGUGAAUCUUCUUAGUGAUUCCCCACUUGAAUUCUGACAAGAGCUACCAGUUCUACAAGACUCAACUCCUUAUAAAACAUUUAAAAUGUUUGUAAAUUAAAAAUUAUGUAUUCAUUUUGCAACACCAUGAUUUGACAGAAUAAAGGAUGACAGAGAAACCA